GCAAGAACCUUCUCGAACGUCACUAUAUUUAAAAGGCCAAUCUCUGUGAUAGCCGAAGCCACAACCGUUCAAUCGCAAAGCUCUUGUCUCCGAUCGCCUGACGGCCCAAUCUCCACAAGUUAGAGAAAAAUGAGGGGGGGAAGCUACAGUUACAGCCCUUCACCACAGCCCAGGGGUUACAGCAGCAGGCGACGUCGUAGCCCCAGCCCUAAAGGCCGCUACGGAGGAGGCCGCGGGAGGGACCUUGACACCAGUCUCUUGGUCCGCAAUCUUCGCCAUGAUUGCCGGCCAGAGGAUUUACGUGGACCGUUUGGGCAAUUUGGUCCGCUCAAGGACAUUUACUUGCCAAGGGAUUAUUAUACUGGGGAUCCACGUGGCUUUGGAUUUGUUCAGUUUGUAGACCCUGCUGAUGCAGCAGAUGCCAAGUAUCAUAUGGAUGGGCACUUUCUUUUUGGCCGGGAAUUGACCGUUGUGUUUGCUGAGGAGAAUAGAAAGAAACCUUCAGAGAUGAGAGCACGGGGUCGGUCAUAUGACAGUAGGAGGAGCGGUUAUUCUCGUUCACCACGCUAUUCUCGAACUUACUCUCGAAGUCCAGAUUAUUAUUCACCCUCCUCCAGGAGAAGGAGGUACUCAAGAUCGAUCUCUCCAAGAGAUAGGAGGUACCGGGAGCAAUCAUACUCAAGGUCUCCCUAUUAUUCAAGGAGCCGUAGCCGUAGCCGAAGUCGGACUUAUAGCAGGAGCCGCAGUCAGAGUUUGGACUACUCUCGCUAGGGCAGGAGCCGCAGUCAGAGUUUGGACUACUCUCGCUAGGGUACUCAAUAGAUUGAUUACCUGAUCAGGAGCUAGAAUCUUACGUUAGAAUUUGUGGUAUGAAUAAAAUGGGUACCAUGUGUCCUGUGAGAUGUAUUGUUUGUACCAGCUGCUGUCGUUGUGUUCUAGUACUAUUUUGUUCAGGCUUGUUUUAUGAUCAACAUUCUGUUUGAAUAUUUUGGAAUGAAUAUUUUUUGUUCAUCAAUUACUAAAUUUUGUGACUUGCUA
Messenger RNA from Argentina anserina (silverweed cinquefoil), 1038 nucleotides. RefSeq names its product serine/arginine-rich SC35-like splicing factor SCL33. Gene Ontology annotation, biological process: mRNA splicing, via spliceosome. NCBI's taxonomy places the organism in Eukaryota, Viridiplantae, Streptophyta, Magnoliopsida, Rosales, Rosaceae. Gene Ontology annotation, molecular function: RNA binding. The coding region runs from base 130 to 771 and encodes 213 amino acids. The transcript has 6 exons. The record is from RefSeq and is a predicted model, not a curated record. Gene Ontology annotation, cellular component: nuclear speck; cytoplasm.